This is a messenger RNA of Gekko japonicus, 4725 nucleotides long. It is a transcript of the gene AREL1, whose product is annotated as apoptosis resistant E3 ubiquitin protein ligase 1. NCBI's taxonomy places the organism in Eukaryota, Metazoa, Chordata, Lepidosauria, Squamata, Gekkonidae. The transcript has 19 exons. Gene Ontology annotation, biological process: negative regulation of apoptotic process; positive regulation of protein catabolic process; proteasome-mediated ubiquitin-dependent protein catabolic process. The coding region runs from base 114 to 2585 and encodes 823 amino acids. The record is from RefSeq and is a predicted model, not a curated record. Gene Ontology annotation, molecular function: ubiquitin-protein transferase activity.
CUGAACAGAAAGGUGCUUUGGAAUGGGCACUCCCCUAUUGUCUUUCAGGGCAUGGGAGCUUGUGUAAAGAUGCAGCUGUGAUCCUUGGCUGCGUGUCUCAUUGAAGGGACCUAAUGUUUUACGUUAUUGGUGGGAUCACAGUGUCUGUGGUAGCUUUCUUUUUCACCAUUAAGUUCCUCUUUGAGCUUGCCGCACGUGUAGUCAGCUUCCUCCAGCAUGAGGAUCGGGAACGCCGAGGGGAGCGGACCAUUUAUGACUACGUGCGAGGCAACUACUUGGACCCCCGCUCUUGCAAAGUUUGCUGGGAUUGGAAGGACCCCUAUGAGGUGGGCCACAGCAUGGCCUUCCGAGUGCAUUUGUUCUACAAGAAUGGCCAGCCCUUCCCUGCUCACCGCCCUGUGGGGUUACGAAUUCAUAUCUGCCAUGUGGAGCUAGCAAUGGAUAUUCCAGUGACCCAAGAAGUACUUCAGGAUCCCAAUUCGAAUGUGGUGAAGGUGGCAUUCACUGUGCGCAAGGCUGGGCGCUAUGAGAUCAGUGUGAAAAUUGGGGGAUUGAAUGUGGCAUAUAGCCCUUACUACAAAGUCUUUCAGCCAGGGAUGGUGGUUCCAUCCAAAACCAAAAUUGUUUGCCAUUUCUCCACUCUGGUGCUGACUUGUGGGGAGCCACACACUUUACAGAUAGUCCCCAGAGAUGAAUAUGAUAAUCCCACCAGUAACUCAAUAUCACUCAUAGAUGAGCACAAUUACAGCCUUUCCAUCCAUGAGCUUGGUCCCCAAGAAGAAGAGUCUUCUGAUGUUUUGUUUGAAAAGUCUGUGGUUUCAAAUCAAAAGACUUGUCAGGUUUUCUUGAGACUCAUCCUACUCCGUAGGGGGUGUUUCCGUGCCUGCAUCUCCUACCAAAACCAGCCUAUUAGCAAUGGCGAGUUUGAUAUCAUUGUUUUGAGUGAGAAUGAGAAGAAUAUUGUAGAACGAAAUGUUUCUACCUCAGGGGUCAGUAUCUACUUUGAGGCCUAUCUCUAUAAUGCUAGUAGCGAUGCCAACACACAGUGGCACCUUCCACCCCUCCACUUGGGUGCUUCUCAGCGCCGCCCUUCCACCGCUACUGAAGAUGAGGAUGAGGACUCUCCGUCUGAUAGCCAGACCCCUGAGAAAGUGAAGAAACCCAAAAAAGUGUAUUGCUAUGUUUCACCCAAGCAAUUCUCCGUAAAGGAAUUCUACUUGAAGAUCAUUCCGUGGCGCCUCUUUACCUUCAGAGUGUGCCCCGGAACCAAGUUUUCUUACCAUGGGCCUGAUCCUGUGCACAAGCUGCUGACACUGGUGGUGGAUGAUGGGAUACAGCCCCCCGUGGAGCUCAGUUGCAAGGAGAGGAACAUCCUGGCAGCCACUUUCAUUCGCUCUCUACAUAAAAAUAUAGGAGGUUCAGAGACUUUUCAGGACAAAGUAAACUUUUUCCAGAGGGAGCUGCGUCAGGUGCACAUGAAGAGACCCCACUCCAAGGUUACUCUUAAAGUCAGCCGUCACAAUCUUCUGGAAUCGUCUCUGAAAGCAACACGGAAUUUUUCUGUUUCGGACUGGAGCAAGAACUUUGAAGUUAUUUUCCAGGAUGAAGAAGCCUUGGAUUGGGGAGGCCCUCGCAGAGAGUGGUUUGAAUUGAUCUGCAAAGCUUUAUUUGACACCAUCAAUCAACUUUUCACCCGCUUCAGUGACAACAACCAAGCACUGGUGCACCCCAACCCUAAUAGGCCUCCUCAUUUGCGGCUGAAAGUGUACGAAUUUGCGGGGCGCUUGGUUGGAAAGUGUCUCUAUGAGUCAUCUUUGGGAGGGGCUUACAAGCAACUGGUGAGAGCACGUUUCACCCGCUCUUUCUUGGCCCAGAUUAUAGGACUGCGGAUGCAUUAUAAGUAUUUUGAGACAGAUGACCCAGAGUUUUAUAAAUCGAAAGUUUGCUUUAUCUUGAACAAUGAUGUGAGUGAGAUGGAGCUAGUCUUCGCUGAGGAAAAAUACAGCAAAUUGGGCCAACUUGAGAAGGUGGUUGAGCUGGUAACUGGAGGUGCUCAAGUACCAGUAACCAAUGAAAACAAAAUUCUUUACUUGAAUCUGCUUGCACAGUACAGAUUAGCCAAUCAGGUUAGAGAGGAAGUGGAUCACUUCUUGAAAGGUCUCAAUGAGCUGGUUCCUGAAAACCUUCUAGCUAUUUUUGAUGAAAAUGAACUUGAGUUGCUGAUGUGUGGUACCGGAGACAUCAGUGUCUGUGAUUUCAAAGCACAUGCUGUGGUGGUGGGUGGUUCCUGGCACUUCCGAGAAAAGGUUAUGCGGUGGUUUUGGACUGUGGUCUCCAGUUUCACACAGGAGGAACUGGCCAGGCUGUUGCAGUUCACUACUGGCUCUUCUCAGCUGCCUCCUGGAGGAUUUGCUGCACUCUGCCCCUCUUUCCAGAUCAUCGCAGCUCCGACGCACAGUACACUGCCAACUGCCCAUACUUGUUUUAACCAGCUGUGCCUCCCCACUUACGAUUCCUAUGAAGAGGUACACAAGAUGUUGCAGCUGGCCAUCAGCGAGGGCUGUGAGGGCUUCGGCAUGCUCUGAUUCCCCCAGGGAGGAACCCAUCUAGCUUCCUUGUUUUUCAGGGCAAAGCCCAGCCCCACUUCACUACUCAUUCUGAUGCCCCAUCUUAGGGGUAGUGGAGGCAGGGCAGCAGCACCAUGCAAACAGGAAUGUCAAUCUGCAAAUGUCACAUGGAGGCCUUCCCACAUCUGGAGUAUGUUAUUAGGAGCUCAUCUUUCCCCCCUUCACUCUCUGUUCAGUUUGGUAUGUGAAUUGAAGUGGGGUGCAUCUGUUGAGAUGCGGUGUCUACCUCUACCACACGGUAGCAAGAGUUUAUUUCAUUAGCAUACUUCACACAGAGUAUGUAACAGGCACUGGUACCUAUGCCCACUUUUCUUUCCAGUUCUUCUGUGUUCUGUGUCCCAAGCAUUCCAUUUGUUUUUAUGGGGAUUAAAUUGGAGCUGUCCAUAAUAACAGGCACUUAAGGAGGUGGGCCCACAGGACAACAUGUUGCACUACCCACUCUCCAGGCUAUUUGGGAGACAGUGGGAGCAGCCAUGUAUAACUGAUCAGUGUCUGACUAAUUCUGACUGCAUCCUCUCCACUACUCCUAUUUCCUUGGCAAUAAAGGAGUGGGAAUUCAGGGACCCUUGUUGGCAGUUUUCAUCAGCUAAGACAGAAUCUGAGUGGAUUGUGAAGUCUAUACUCUGUUGGCACCUAAAGUGCAUUUCUUGUGGUCAGAGAUGGUGGCAGGUUAUUUGGUGAGGGGAGCCAACAACUGUGACUGCCUGGACUGAGGAAUUUCCCCCCCAAGGCUGGAAUCUCCAUUUGGUGUCUCAUAAAAGCAAACACUUUAAAAAUAAUUUACAGUGGUGCCAGUUUUUCCAGUUCAACCAUUCUACUAUAGGUUAUGGUUACAGCUUUUUUAGAUGACAAAUUUACAUCUUUUUAAAAAAAAGAUAGGUGUGCAUAUUUUAAAAAUGUGAAAUAACAUUAAUUUAAAAGGGGACAACGCAGGCUUUCAUUUUUUUCUUUAGGUGAAUGCAUAUUGCAUCUGCACAGAAGUACAAGCCAUCACUCUGCCAAAAAAUUGUUAGUACUCAUGAGUACUGGGGACAGCUCAGGGAGUCUUUUCCCUUUGGGGGCUUGUUUAGAGACCACCACUGUAUUUUCCUUCAUGGCAGAUAUUUUUCUUCAAGCAGUAGCUCUUCUUGAAAGCAAAUUACUUGUGUUACAAGAACAUCUUUAUGCCAUCAUAUUGCAUUAAAGGUGACUUCUAUCAAAAGAGUGCAGUUGAGGUUCCUAAAUGACUUAUGACACCCACCCACUGCUCUCCCUGGGGACCAAGAGGGGAUGAUGCUGCAGUGAAUGGCUGGGAAGGAGAGCUGCUUGUUACUGAUCUGGUCUUUUGUCUUGUUCCCUAACCUGUUGAAGAUUUUUUCCAGCCGUGGCUUGAAGUUGGUUCUGCUACAUCUUCCUCAGGAAUCCUCUCCUUUUUUAUACUAAGGACUGAGUGGCUGGUAAUUCAGCAGGUAUCCUCUGCUUGAAACCACUCUCCUAUAAUAACAUGUAUUUGGCACUUGUUGCCUUUCUGCAGCUGUACAGAUGCCAAGGACUUUCUUUACACACAAGCACAGUCAGAACAGUGGGGGAUGCAGCUAAGUCCUAGCUAAUAAUGUGCUUCUGCAUGGAUUCACUUAUACCCAUUGUUAGCAGGUCCCCAUUGCUCCAGGGCUUCAUAACUUCAGUGCAGAGGAUCUGAUUUUGCUUCUCGUUCUUUCCUACCCAUGUAUGUUGCCCGGAUUCCAGUGUGGGGACAUGGUACAGGCUGUGCUGUAGCCAUUGAUUGUGUGUGUGUUUGUAUGAGUUUUGAAGAAAUACCUUUUUCAUUGGUCUUUGUUUGUUCCAUCUAAUGUAAGUGUGUCAGUUUCCAGGGUAGAGGGUAACCUCAUGAUACUGUCUGGAGUAGGUCUCUUUGUGCUGGACUUGCAAUGGAUACCACAGGGCUUUGGUCUUGCCCUGCCUCUGACAACUAUCUUGCAUGUUUUAGUAACCAAUGCCUAUUAAUUUUAGUUAGGCCAGGGCCUGUUUUCAGCUAGGUAGCACCAGACUAUAUUUCAGUGAGAUUCUGUAAGUCUCCAAUAAAUGUAAAUAGUUUGUACAAAAAAUAAAAAUAUUUAAA